Messenger RNA from Planococcus citri (citrus mealybug), 1581 nucleotides. RefSeq lists its product as uncharacterized. The record is from RefSeq and is a predicted model, not a curated record. The transcript is spliced from 3 exons. Lineage: Eukaryota; Metazoa; Arthropoda; Insecta; Hemiptera; Pseudococcidae. Bases 322 to 852 code for a protein of 176 amino acids.
UGAAAAUUGAAAAUGUGAUAAGAAAAAUGAAAAUGGUCAAGUUUUUGUUUUUGAAUUGUACUUUUCAUUUUAAUAAUGUUUUAAUUUCUAAAGAAGAUCAGUUCUUUUUCACAUUUUCGUUUCAUUUACUUCGUGUCGCGAUCUAGAUCUUCUGAUGACUGAAAAUUAGGAACAUUGUUUCCAUUAGAAGUCAUUGAAAACUAAUAUGAAAGAUUUUGUAUGUUAUCAAAAACACCAUUCUUCGAGUUGAAAUUUUUUUGAAAACGUGAUUCUAUAACUAUAUAUUGAACAGUCAAAAUAUCUCAACCUGCACGCGAAAUUAUGCCUGAUCCCGCUGAAAUCGAGACCGGUAUAUUUGUUUUUAACGAACUUCGUGAAAUUUUCGUCAUAAUUAAACGAUUUCUACAAAGUUUAGACGCACAAAUACGCCUGUAUCCUCAUCAUUCCAUUGUUGGCUCAUCGACUCGAAGCUUUGCUAUGAACUUCGUGAACGCAUGGCGUAAACCGCUAGAGAAAGUUCUACUGUCAUUCGAGAAUACACAGUUCCAGUUGAUACACGAAAAAUUUUCGUCCGAUGGAAUCGUGCAGAAUUUGUCUAAAAGAGACUUUAGCGUUGAAAAUGGUAUAUUACUAAUCACAGCGUUGAUAAAUCGUUUGAACAGUAUUUUUGAAUUCGUAUCGUCAGCUUCAACUCUCGAUGAAGAUAAUUCUGCAGAUAACGUGAUCGGAAGUUUCGGAUUAUGGCUUUGCGUUCAGAUGAGACCGUUUCCUAAAAUUGUUUACCCUAAAAUAUUGGAAGAAUUUUCCGAGUCUUCGAGAGGUUUAAAUGAUUUGCGCCCCAAAGGAUGUUAAUUCAGGUUUAGGAUAAUGUAGACAUAAGAAUACCGAGGUGAUUAAUUUUUUCCUAUUUCUGUGAUUCGUGUUCGUUUCGUUGCUAGUGGUGUUGAUGUUUCCGAGUUCCUUAUAUUUUUUUUAUUGAUUUAUGUUCAUAAUGUGAUUCUCGUUUUCUACUUUUGUUACGUACUCUAUAGUUUUCUUUACAUUAACCCAGUAAUUAGGUAAGGCAGAAUAUAUGUAUAAGAUGGCAUUAUGAUUUUCAAACUGAAGAAGAAGAUACAUUUUUGUAACUAUUGAAAUGAGUUCUUUCUUUUGAGCGAUGACUCUCCGCAUAAUGACUAGUGAUAGAUUACACCCAGCGAUUAGGGGACCAAGACGAAUUAGACAUUAUUUAUUAUGAUUUUUUAUUUUAUUCGUCAUCAUUUCAAGUUGAAUGAUCGAGAGACUAUUGAGAUUGACUAAGCUACAGUUAAUUCACCCUCUAUAACUCUUCAUUUUCCAAACCGGUGUCCGUUUGUUCUUCCUUCUUUUCGUCAGUCGCAUUCAAAGUUCUCUUCCAACCUUUUUCAAUCGUGAUUGCUAAAAAAUUUCCUUUUUGUACUACACAUUUGAAGCAAUUUUUAUCGUAAUGAAUACAUUCAAUUUCGGUUUCCUGCACAAAUUUCUAAUUUUCUUUCCGGCGUUUUCUAUCCAUAGUUCCUUUAUAAAAAAAUUAAAAACGAAAAAGAGAAUCCAAACUCUUGA